Messenger RNA from Drosophila ficusphila, 1413 nucleotides. RefSeq names its product MAGE-like protein 2 (gene Vajk2). The record is from RefSeq and is a predicted model, not a curated record. Bases 83 to 931 code for a protein of 282 amino acids. NCBI's taxonomy places the organism in Eukaryota, Metazoa, Arthropoda, Insecta, Diptera, Drosophilidae. The transcript has 2 exons.
AUUCAGUUAACUGUUGCGGGUUGGUUGAGACAUACAAGCCCAUCUUGAUCGCAAAGUGUUGAGGAGCUAAACCUAGUGCAAAAUGAAAUCCAUGCUCAUUUUCGGCCUUGUGGCGAUGUGCGUGCUGGUGGCCAGCGCCAGCGAGGAGGCGCCCAAGAAGGCAGUCGAGGCGGCCGAGCCCGCCGAGAAGAAGCAGGAGAAGCGCGGCAUUGGUCACGGUUUGGGCUACGGCUACGGACCCUCCGCCGGCGGUGCCGUUCUGGGCUCCGGAAUCGGAGUUGGAGUUGGAGUCGGUGUCCCAGUUGCGCCCGCCGUCGCUGAGCUGCCCACUCAGGUGCACACCAACACCGUGGUGAGGACCGUGCAGGUUCCCUACCAGGUGGAGCGUCAUGUGCCCUAUCCCGUGGAGAAGACCGUCACCUAUCCCGUCAAGGUGCCCGUUCCUCAGCCCUACCCCGUUGAGAAGAUCGUCCAUGUGCCCGUGAAGGAGAUCGUCAAGGUGCCCGUCGAGGUGCCCCAGCCCUAUCCCGUCGAGAAGGUGAUCCGUGUGCCCGUGAAGAUCCCCGUCGAUCGCCCAUACACCGUGCACGUGGACAAGCCAUACCCGGUGCCCGUGGAGAAGCCCGUGCCAUACACCGUUGAGAAGCGCGUGAUCCACAAGGUGCCCGUCCAUGUGGAGCGUCCCGUUCCCUACAAGGUGGCCGUGCCCGUGCCCGUUCACGUUGAGAGCCACGUCAAGCCCGCUGUGGCUGUCACCCACACCGUUGCCGCCGCUCCCGCUAUCAUUAGCCACGGCAUCUCCGGCCACGGAAUCUCCGGCCAUGGAAUCUCCUCUUAUGGCGGCCAUGGCAUCUCCUCGUAUGGAGUCUCCGGACACGGAAUCUCCUCGUACGGAAGCUCCGGACACGGUGGCUACCUCCACAAAAAGUAGAUCAAUUUCGCAAAUGCUGUCGAGGGCCAACUGAGAAGUGAAAUCGGGUGAAGGCGAGUGAGCAGUCGAACAUCGCAUCGAACAAGUCGAUAAAAGUAUCCCAAAACGAAGUUUCAAGAUUCAAGCACCAACCCCACACCCAUUUUCCAAUGCCCAGCAACCGCCAACGUACGACUUACAAAUUUAGUUUUAGUUUGUGAUACCAACCGAAAUUCUGGUGGGAUCUGAAGCUGGAGAAAAACACUCAAAUCUAACGCAAAACCAAUCUAGAAAGCUUGCCAAAACCCAUUCUAUGGGGCGUUUUAGCGAGUGCCUGUCUCCUGGCUUCCGAUUCCACCGAGUGUACAGCUCUUUUGUAGACAACCACUGAGAAAUAACUGCUGACGAGUUGCUCCUUCGACUUUUUCAUGUCAAUUUCUUUUCUAUGAAAUGUUUGUACAUAUUUAAAUAAUGUAAAUAAAACGAAAAUUAAAAAAAAAAAA